CUACGACGUGCAAGGGUGCGCAUUGCGUCGCUAUUUCCUCCGUAUAAAACGGUGUGUAUGCCGCGCAAGCGCAUCAGUUUGUGACAGAACACUUGGACUGACACACAAAAAUGAAGACAGUCGUGAUAUUGGUGGUUACCGUGGCGGCGAUCGCCCAUGCUCAGUUCCCCAAUGGCCGCAUCCUGGAGCCUCCCGUACCGUCCCUUUGCGUGCAACGAACUAUCCACGAGAGAUAUGCUGAUAACAAAGGAUACUUCUUCUCGUGGAGGGACCCGGCGCUGCGAGGCGUUGAGGAAGAUUGGUUGAGCGCCAGGAACUACUGCAGACAACGGUGCAUGGACCUUGUCUCGUUGGAAACCAGCGACGAAAACGAGUGGGUCAAGGCUCGCAUCGUUCAAGAUAAGCAAAAAUACAUCUGGACGUCUGGCCGUCUCUGCGACUUCAAGGGCUGCAACCGUCCCGACUUGCUUCCCAACGAAAUCAACGGUUGGUUCUGGACCGCUGAACUGCAAAAACUGGCUCCUACCACAAACCGCCAGCAGAACGACUGGUCUGAAGGCGGCGGCAUCGGCAAACCUCAGCCAGACAACAGGGAACUGAUCCAAGGCGGCGCUGCGGAGCACUGCGUGGCGAUCCUGAACAACUUCUACAACGACGGCGUCCACUGGCACGACGUGGCCUGCCAUCAUCGCAAACCCUUUGUCUGCGAGGAGAAUGACGCGCUACUCAAAUACGUCAGAUACACCAACCCCAACUUGAGAGUUUAAUCUUAAUUUUUAUAUUUGCUACCUAACCAAUGAAUCGAUAAACAGUUCGCACCUUUUGAAAAGAAUAUUACAAAUUUGUAAGUGUGCUUCACCAAAUUGUUAAAAGGAAGACAUUUUUCAAUAUAAAUAAACCAGACGCACAACCAAACAGAAUAAAGUACAAAUGCUUCAAGAGUGUAAAAUAAAAAAAAUUGUAGUAGAACAUAUUAAUACUGCCGAAUAUUGACAAGACAUUGCUGUGAACAUUCAAAUCUGUUGUUAGCUUUAAAUAUACCUCAAUACAUAUUUAUUUCAUUUGUAUAGCUAUAUUUAUGUUUGAAGCAGAUGUUGAUAUUACGAUAAGUAUUUAAGAUCUGUCAAUAAAGACUGCUUUAAUAAUAAAAA
Molecule: messenger RNA, 1151 nt
Organism: Manduca sexta (tobacco hornworm)
Lineage: Eukaryota; Metazoa; Arthropoda; Insecta; Lepidoptera; Sphingidae
Gene: CTL16
Exons: 5
Coding region: 111-767 (218 amino acids)
Source: RefSeq, a predicted model, not a curated record